This is a messenger RNA of Patella vulgata (common limpet), 1812 nucleotides long. Its product is annotated as actin-5. The record is from RefSeq and is a predicted model, not a curated record. Bases 280 to 1416 code for a protein of 378 amino acids. The transcript has 8 exons. Lineage: Eukaryota; Metazoa; Mollusca; Gastropoda; Patellidae.
CUUAUAACCUCCAAAUAUAUACAUAUCGCGAAUAUAUACAUAUAUAGUAAUGAAUGGAAGACCUUAUUAAUCUAUGCCCAUACAUAGUAUCAUCGGACAUCCCCUUUUCCUGGAACACUCAACUCAUAUUUAUAUUUAGAUCAUCUUUUUUUGCUAUUAAUAUGACCCUAGCUCCCUAUAAAUAUACCGCUACUUGUCUUAAAAAAAUAGUUUACUGGUUUGAAAGCUGAAAUAGACUUUGGAAAGUAUUGAAAGCGUCUAAAUAAAACAACUGUCAGGAUGAGUUACCUUGAUUUUGAUGUCGCUGCCUUGGUCAUUGAUAAUGGAACCGGAAUGUGCAAGGCUGGAUUUGCAGGAGAUGAUGCUCCACGGGCCGUUUUCCCUGCCUUAGUUGGAAGACCAAAAUACCAGGGAAUCAUGGUUGGUAUGGGAAUAAAAGAUUCUUAUGUCGGAGACGAAGCACAAAGUAAAAGAGGGAUGCUAGCUCUGAAAUAUCCAGUUGAACAUGGAAUAGUUAGUAAUUGGGAUGAUAUGGAGAAAAUUUGGCACCAUACAUUUUAUAAUGAAUUAAGAGUGGCACCAGAGGAACAUCCUGUUUUAUUAACUGAAGCGCCACUUAAUCCUAAAGCUAACAGAGAGAAAAUGAUACAGAUUAUGUUUGAAACUUUCAACACUCCCGCCUUUUAUGUUGGAAUACAAGCCGUUCUUUCACUUUAUGCAUCUGGGCGAACGACAGGAAUAGUAUUUGAUUCAGGGGAUGGUGUAUCUCACGUUGUGCCAAUCUAUGAAGGGUAUGCUUUACCACAUGCCAUUAAAAGAAUGGAUUUAGCAGGAAGAGAUUUAACAAUGUAUCUAAGAAGACUGCUUACUGAACGAGGAUAUAGCUUUACAAGUGGAUCUGAAACAGAAAUUGUUCGAGAUAUGAAAGAGAAGCUGUGUUACGUGGCAUUGAAUUUCGAGGAAGAAAUGGAUAGUUCUGUCAGUUCGUCAGCAAUCGAAAAAAGUUACGAACUGCCAGAUGGCCAGGUCGUCACGAUAGGCAACGAACGAUUUAGAUGUCCAGAACUUUUAUUCCAACCGUCAUUUGCUGGAAGAGAAGAUGUUGGUGUACACGAAAUGGUUUAUCAAUCUAUAAAUUCUUGUGAUAUUGAUAUCAGAAAAGAUUUGUAUAAUAAUGUUGUUAUGUCAGGAGGUUCUACCAUGUAUCCAGGUAUAUCUGAUAGAAUGAUGAAAGAACUUACUAAUCUAGCUCCCAGUUCUAUCAAAGUUAAAGUUAUUGCCCCACCGGAGAGAAAAUACUCAGUAUGGAUUGGCGGUUCCAUUCUCGCAUCGUUAUCAACAUUUAACCAGAUGUGGAUUUCUAAAAGUGAAUACGACGAAUCCGGGCCUGCUAUUGUUCAUAAAAAAUGUUUCUAAGUGUCUCAUAAAUAAACAUCUAGUAUUUGUGACUCUUAUAAGGCUAAUGUACCGUUUUCAAUGGAUGGUGUAACAGUAUUUAUUACACAAUAUGUGUAUAUAUACCAGAUCCGGUUUAAGAAUCUGUAGGCCCCUGGGUUACAGGUAAAGUGAGACCCAUUUGGGUAUCUUGGAAUUGUUUACCAGCCGACCGCUCUGGUAUAGAAUACAUUAUUUCUUUUUGUGGUAGUGCCGUUUACUCCAAAUUUAUAUACGGUAUAUUAAUUGAUCGCCUUGUAAAAUGGGCAGGAUUAGACGUUUCAAUUCAUAAGCCUUUUAAAAAAUAUUGAACUAUAAUAUAAAACAAUAAAGACGAUAUCUUGUAAAUUUGUAUUUUUGUAAAUUCUGUAUCUCUUU